UCGCCAGGUCUUGGGUUUAAAACCUUUUUGUGGCACAUCAAGAACUUUCGCCGGAGACAAGCUGUUGAUAACGAUUUGCUGGUUUUUGACAGAGGGAAUCCACAGACAACCCUCCAUGGCUUCUGCUGCGCCAACAUUUUCAUCCACCAAAGAGACAACGAACUACGCUCGCCUGUGUCGGCUGGUGGUUGAUGUUGGUACCCAGGUUUUCCGAGACACUUUUGAUGCCAUUCAUGCACCUACAAAUCUCCACAAAGUUUUGGCGGGAAAUAAAGCAACUUUACAGACACUGAGAAAUAGGAACGUCAUAAACGCAACGCAAUGGGGAAAGCUCUUUCCCGCCAUCUCUACAUCAGUGUCAUCGGCCCAAUUCGACAUUACACUUUUAAUGGUUCUGCUUCGAAACUUAUGCGGUUUAACUUCUCCUGCAACAGGCUGGGAUAAACUUCCCGCUGUCACAGACGUAAGCCGUGAAGCUGAUAUUGCUCGUGUCAAAUAUUACAGAAAUACCGUGUAUGGUCACGCCGAGUGUGCAUCAGUUGAUGAUGCGGCUUUUAAUGCAUACUGGGGCGACAUCCGGGACACUCUGGUUAGAUUGGGAGGAGUCAAGUACAAAACAGCUAUUGACAAGCUGGAAACUGAAGUCAUGGACCCUGAUCUUGAAGAUCACUACAAAGAACUUCUCAGACAAUGGAAGAAAGAUGAAGACAACGUGAAAGAUCAGCUGAAUGAAGUCAUCAAAAAGCUAGAUAACUUGGAAAGCUCUGUCAAAGACUUGAUCGCGAGCUAUACUGAUCCUUCAAAAUCUACGGCUGAAGGAAACGGUCUGCAAGAAGCUGAAAUUGGCGCUGAAACUGACUUCAAUGUAACUACACGAGACUCGGAGGGGAAGCUGGUUUAUCAUGAAAAAGACCAAGUGACUGCGAAAAUUCGCUCUCCUAAUGGCGAAGAUGAAGAAAUAAAACCUAAGCAUUGUCAAAAUGGAAACUAUACAUUGCGUUAUGAGCCAAAGAGUAUUGGAUUACAUGAUAUUGUUGUCGAAGUAAAUGGCAAGGCGCUGACUGGUAGUCCCUGGAGAGUUCAGGUGACUGGUCAUCGCUACAAGGCUCUUCAUUCAUUUGGAUCACGUGAGAAAGGACCGGCAGAGUUUGCAGGACCAGGAAGCAUUGCAGUGAGUGAAAGAACAGGAAACAUUGCCAUUGUAGAUGCCUUAAAUAAGCGAGUUCAGUUGUUUGAUUCCAAGUGGAAAUAUUUAAGAACGAUAGGAGACAAGGGGUGUGUUGAAAGAAGAGGAAAACCAAGAUCAGUGGCAUUCACGGCAUCUGAUGAUGUCGUAGUCACUCAUUAUGAGCCUGACCAACGGAGUAAAAUGUUCCUAUUUACUGAACAUGGCCAGUUCAUUAAACACAUCGGUCAGUAUCUGAAUACACCACUGCAUGUGUCUAUUAGAAGUGAUGAUCACAUGAUCGUGUCUGACUCAGGUGACAAUUCAGUCAAGGUCCUCACCCCCGACGGUGCAAGAUUAGUACAGUCCUUUAAUGCACCAGACUGUGAUUCUUCCCCGACGUGUGCUGUUUAUCACGAGGACAAGUUCUUUGUGUCCUAUGUAUCGGCUAACUGUGUGAAAGUGUUCAACAAAGAAGGAGAGCUUCAGUAUGAUAUUGGCAGGGAGGGAUCUGGUGACGGAGAGCUACAAUGUCCUAUAGGACUCGCCAUUGACAAGUUUAAUAACCUGAUCGUAUGUGACUCUUUUAACAGCAGACUUCAAGUGUUUUCUUUGGAUGGAAAGUUCAUUAACUCGUUUAAUGCUAGAAUGGAACGUCCUUGGUCUGUCGCUGUUACCAAAGAAGAUAAAGUGCUAGUUUCUGACACUAAGCAGAAUGUUAUCCAUAUUUUCAACUAAACUGUGAACAUUACUCAGCAGGUAAUUACAAUGUGUUAUGGAUUUUCACCGAAUCUGAGCCGAGUUACUACUUCGCUGCAAUUUUUCUUAAGUGUAUUCCCAAACCGUGAAUUUAUCCUCUACGGAUCAGAGACAAAGAUUGGAAGAGAUUGGCUACAAAACAAGUGUUUGGUUGUGUUUUAAAUUUUUAUGUACAUAUCAAUUGUGUUUAAGUAUCAUUCAAAACAGUGCAUAAGUUUCAAAUGAUUCUGAGCUUUCUUGUACACCAGAUGUAAUUGGCGUGAAGCCUCUGACGAAGAUAAACGGAAUAUGUAGAAAUUUUAACUUCGUAAGAUAGUAUCAAAUAAAUUGUUCUUUUCGUCUUUUUA
Molecule: messenger RNA, 2271 nt
Organism: Pocillopora verrucosa
Lineage: Eukaryota; Metazoa; Cnidaria; Anthozoa; Scleractinia; Pocilloporidae
Source: RefSeq, a predicted model, not a curated record